Zerene cesonia (dogface butterfly) is the source of this 1590-nucleotide messenger RNA. RefSeq lists its product as uncharacterized. The transcript is spliced from 3 exons. The record is from RefSeq and is a predicted model, not a curated record. The coding region runs from base 1 to 1590 and encodes 529 amino acids. Gene Ontology annotation, cellular component: plasma membrane. Gene Ontology annotation, biological process: protein localization to plasma membrane. Lineage: Eukaryota; Metazoa; Arthropoda; Insecta; Lepidoptera; Pieridae.
AUGUGGAGCAACAAGCGUACAACAGUAGACAGUGAAACGCUGCAAGAUAUAGUGCAUCAAGUGCAACACCUUUGUAUCCCGACAGACCUCAACGCCGCAUUCCAUACUAAUAAAUUAUAUGCUCUCAAGAAACUCAAGUUUCUUCUAGAACAUUCCACAAAGCGUACUCUACGACGUUGCGAUGUAAAUGAUCUUGUAUAUUCGUCUUUAAGUCUUCUAUACUACUUCGGUAUGCGCCUAAAAAUGGACAAGGUGAAAGGCAAAUUUUGUAUCUACUCCACAAAAAAGCAGUUUACUACAAUAGAAGAACUAUUUCAACAAAUUAUGGAGUACUUGCACCCCGAAUAUGGCGAAAUGUGUAUCAAAACCACGCUCCGAUUUUUCUCUGAAGUCUCUCUAUGGACGUUUGAAAAUUUCGUUAGUCAAAUCCUUGAAGUGCUUUUGUACUACAAUGGAGGGAAGAUCACCCUAUUCAAUUUAAUGCUGACCGACAUUCAUUGCGUCGUCUUCAGCGAUUUAGUAUCAGCGAGGCAUAGAACUAGAGUCUUAUACGAAUUGUUAAAAAGCAGAAACUGGGUCAUAGACAGUCAACAUUUAUUGCCGUUUGUGACGCGCUUUUUAAACUUUUUCACGAAUAAUACAAGUCAUGAACGAAAAACUUAUCAACAUCUGAAAAGGGGUUUCGAUGUGUGUUUGAGGCGGAUUUUUGAAAGAGUUGAGAAUAACCAACGAUUGUCUAUCAUAACGACAAUUUUGAACUGGUUUGCCAUGGUAAAAAUUGACAAGGAUAAUGUUUUACAUCUGUCUUCCCUACUGGAAUACGCUGCUCAGUUGUAUCAAGUCGGUCGGUACAGAGACAGUUUUCGGCCUGGUUUCUUUCACCAUGUCGUUACCAAAUUGAUCGGAUCAUCAGAUGCAUUGUAUAGCUUUUGCGGUUGCCGAAUAUUGGCACGUUUUUUGGAUAGGCAAAAGAAUUACACUUAUUUAUUAGUGCCGACAAUAUAUUACGAGCUCUCCCAGGUUCCUUUGAAAGUUGGACACUAUGAUAGCAGCGACAAAGCGUUCAUAAGAGAGCAUCGAGAAUUGUUCCAUGAUUAUUUUGUUAAGGCUUUCGAGAUGUACCACUUCAAUCAGGCGAACGUGGAGGCUUUAUAUUUUGUGUUGUCAUGUUUGGUGUUAGAAGUGCCUUGUGGAUUGACGGCAGCCGCCGUCACAUGCAUGCUUAUGUUUAUUCAGGACUUUGCCAUAACGACGAAUAAUAUACCUCAGAAGUGUAGGUUUUGGUUGCAUGCAGUUGUACUAUCUAUCAUGUCCCUUAUAUGUUGGGUGCAUAAGGCGCCGGAUUUAUACCGUUAUGUGAACGAAAUAGUAUCUCGAAGGGCGAAAGAAGCACCUCAAUUGAACCCGCCUCUGUUGAAAAAUUAUAAAGAAGAAUCGCAACGUGUAAGUUGGAACAAAGAUACGUUGUUCUUUGAGGAUUGGGAACUCAGAUACGGGCUGUGGAAACAUUUUAGAAGUUCGCAGAGACACAAGUUAAGCAAAAUAAAACGACCGAGAGAAGAAAAAAGGCCAAGUAUUGACUUGCAUUAG